UUCCAGUGCUGGAAGCCUGGUGAUGCUGUCAGAUGCUUUGAUAAGCAGUAUGAAUACAGAGGCAGGUGCUGCAACCGGUGUCAUCCAGCUUCACCUCUGUGUCACUCCAGUGCUAGAGCAACUAGGAGCCUCACGGGUGCUCUGGGAGACCCCCUGGACUUCCCCGAAUCUGCCACAACUCUCUUGGGACUGUCUGUGCUCCUGCAGCUGCAGGACCCCAGGGCACAGGCAGCUUGCAGGGAGACUGCUGCCACUGCCAAAUUGUGAUGUUAUUUUCAGCUCCUGCUUUUACUGCAGAUCAUUUCCCAGCCCCUAAAGGCAGUAAAUGCCCCCGCACCCCGUGCUCUCCUGCCCCAGCACCAAUCACCCCUCUGCAGUGGGGAGCUGGUCCCUGCAGCCCUGGCUGCCAGAGCAGCAUCAGCACUCACCGUUGCCAGUGCUCCCAUCUCCCACUAGCAGAGCUACUGCCUGGGGAGGGGGAAGCCCCCUUGCGCCUCCUCACACCCUUCUCACUUCCUCUAUUGCAGGGGAAAAGCUGGUCUCUGAAUGCAGUGACACAGAGGACUCUAUCUGCACCCCCUGUGAGAGUGGCCACUACCAGCGGAGCUGGACCAAGGAGAAGCAUUGUGCCCCCCAUGAUAUCUGUGAAGACAACACUGGCCUCAUCGUGAAGACGCAUGGCAACGCAACGCACAACACGGUGUGCCAGUGCCGGGCCGGCACGCACUGCUCUGACACCAGCUGCCAGACCUGCGUGGAGAACCAGCCCUGCCAGCGUGGCUUCGGCUUUGUGGCGGCCAAAGCCAUGGCCCGGAUGACAUCCCCCUGUGAGCCCUGUGCAGAAGGCACCUUCUCCAAUGUCUCUUCCAAAACAGAGCCAUGCCAUCCCUGGACAAGCUGUGAGGAAAAAGGGCUGAUGGUGAAGGUGAAAGGGACCAACGCCUCAGAUGUGAUCUGUGAGUCGGGCAGGCGGUCCUCACUCUCGGUGCUCAUCCCCAUUGCUGCCGUGGCUGUCCCAUGCCUCGUGGUCAUCUCCAUCUACUACUACCUGGUGCACAGGGAUCCCAAGCAACAGAUGCAGAAACAGGGAAAACCUGGGAAGCCUGAGGAGAACCUGGAGACACAUCAGCCCACUGAGGAGUGGGAGGAUCCCUUCCCUGUGCAGGAGACGUUGCUCAGGUGCCAGCCCGUGGCACAGGAGGACGGCAAGGAGAGCCGCAUCGCCGAGCAGGAGAGGCUGUGAAGGGGCCGGGCGCUGCCCCGGCCACCAGCGCGCACCGGGGCCAGCGCCAUCUCCUCUGUUCCCGCUCCAGCCUGGGAGAAAUGUGGCACCUGGGCUGGCCACAGGCGCUCUGACACCGCAGCAGAGCACGGCGCGGCCAGCGCCACCGAGGCCCCACAGCAGCGCCCCGCUGCCGGCACCGGGACGCGGAGCGGAGCCCGCUGCCGCGGCAGAGCACGGCUGCUGACGCCGAGACCCUGCGGCGGGGCCCGGUCAGGCCGAGAACCGGAGCGGCGGGUGCGGGACCGGGGCGCCCCGCGCUGCCGGCGGCUCCGCGCGGACAAGGGCAGCACGCGCUGCC
Molecule: messenger RNA, 1583 nt
Organism: Pezoporus flaviventris
Lineage: Eukaryota; Metazoa; Chordata; Aves; Psittaciformes; Psittacidae
Gene: CD40
Product: CD40 molecule
Exons: 8
Coding region: 326-1243 (305 amino acids)
Biological process (GO): response to type II interferon; inflammatory response; positive regulation of canonical NF-kappaB signal transduction
Cellular component (GO): CD40 receptor complex; external side of plasma membrane
Molecular function (GO): antigen binding; signaling receptor activity; protein binding
Source: RefSeq, a predicted model, not a curated record